Molecule: messenger RNA, 2374 nt
Organism: Lactuca virosa
Lineage: Eukaryota; Viridiplantae; Streptophyta; Magnoliopsida; Asterales; Asteraceae
Source: the annotation of a GenBank genome assembly
GAUGCGAAAAAUAAUCCAAACACCCCCAAAUAAAAUAUAUUUGUCGUGUAGUACGUUAAUACGGUGGUAAAACUAUGUCAACAAAACCCGCAUACGCGUAGAUUCAUCCGAUUUCACGCAGACACCAAAUCGUCUUCUUCGCUGGGCUGCUCCAUCGUUCAAAGCGAAGGCGUAUACGUACACCGAUGCAUACACAGAGAGAAACCCAUGUUGGAUUCAAGAUCUAAAGAGAGAAUCAAAAGGAGCAUGAACUUGUACUCGAGACCGAAGCGGACAGGGCCGAGGCUCGAUCGAAGAAACGCAAUCAAGAACAUCGAUUACGACGCGUCUACAUCUUCAUCAUCAUUCGACACUCAAUCGGCUCACCGAACUCGAUCACUUGAUAUUUCAUCGCUAUCCGAUAGAACGAGUUUUCGAAUUGGAGGAACCGACGGCGAAUUGGACUUGAUCUUCAGCACUUUAGGGCUUUCGCCAGAGGAUUUCGCAAUACCGACGGCUGCUUGGGAAGCGCAUAAAUCUUAUUCUCCUACGGGAGGUAGCUUACCCCAUAGCUCUAGGCUUCGUCAUUCUCCUCUGGGUUCGACUAGGGAAUCGCCGGAGAGUGAUUUCUCCGUGAGUUUUGAAAGUAAAAUUAGCUUUACAGAUGACGACGAUGUUAAGUCCGACGGCGAGUGUUCAAGAGCGGCUGAGGUUGGUGAAGCUAGGGUUUUGGCGACAAAUGGAAUUGCGAUUCGUGAUGACGUCGGCGUAUGUGGGAUUGAUGAAAACAGGCUUGGAAAUGAUUGCUCGGAAACAAGCAAUGGUGCUGAUUUAUUGAAAGCUCAAAGGGCUAGGGUUUUGGAAGAUGGUGGUGAUAAUGACACGAAUAAAACGCGUGAGAGACGACAUCCAGUCGUUGAAAGUGGAAUCAAAGGUCCACGGCCACCGUUACUCGCUCCUCCACCUCCUAUGUCACGAGCGAUUGUGGAUACUAUGGAUUCAAAUUGGGAUUUGAUUCGGAGUUUUGCUCCUGGAGAUAACGAAGACUCAGGAUCAGAUGAACCAGAUAGGGCCAUUACCAACGUUGAUGCAAACAGGACGACGACAUCAAGAAUCAAUACAACUGGUUCAAAUACGCUGGAUGAUGAAAACGACGGCUACUCUAGUGCACCUGCUGAACUUGAAUAUUCCCUUUCGUCCAAUGGAUCAUUUGGCAGUUUUAAAAACUGGCAGAAGGGAGAUUUUCUUGGAAGUGGUUCAUUUGGCACUGUUUACGAAGGCUUUAACGAGGCUGGGAACUUUUUUGCUGUGAAGGAGGUUUCUUUGCUUGAUCAAGGUAGCCAGGGAAAACAGAGCAUUUAUCAACUUGAACAGGAGAUAUCUUUAUUAAGUCAGUUCCAUCAUGAAAACAUAGUCCGAUAUCUUGGUACAGAUACGGAUGAUGGGAAACUAUAUAUCUUUCUUGAGCUUGUAACCAAAGGUUCACUAGCAAAACUUUAUCAAAAAUAUGAACUUCGUGAUUCCCAAGUUUCAGCAUACACCAGACAGAUUUUGAGUGGUUUAAAUUACCUCCAUGAACGAAAGGUUGUUCAUAGGGAUAUCAAGUGUGCUAAUAUCUUAGUUGAUGCAAGUGGAUCUGUGAAGCUAGCAGAUUUUGGAUUGGCAAAAGCAACCACAUUGAAUGAUAUAAAAUCUUGCAAAGGGACUCCAUAUUGGAUGGCACCUGAGGUUGUUAACAACAGUAGAUCAAAUAAUGGGUAUGGACUUGCAGCUGAUAUAUGGAGCCUUGGAUGCACUGUGUUGGAGAUGUUAACACGUAAAAUUCCAUACUCCCACUUGGAAGGGAUGCAAGCACUUUUUAGAAUUGGGCGUGGAGAACCUCCUCCAAUUCCCAACACAUUGUCUCGUGAGGCCCAAGAUUUUAUACUUGAAUGCCUGAAAGUCAACCCAAAUGACCGCCCUACUGCCGCCCAAUUACUGCAGCAUCCUUUUUUGAAGAAAUCUGGUUCUAUGAAUUCGGUUCUUGCUUCUCCACGUUAUAAUGGUGUACAGUUGUAGCAGACUGUUUUAUUGUGAUGUGUGACUGAUGUCAAUGAGACAAAAAUUGAAAAUUGUCUCCAUUCUGCUUGUGAAAAAUGUAUUGUUAGUGGAAUUAGAUUUGUUUUUUGUUUCUGUUUCUGUUUCUGUUUUGAUGAAUUUUAUUUUUUUGGGGUUGUGGUUUGUUUGCUUUCUCUGGCGAUGUUGUAAGUUGUAUUUACAGAGGUGGUUGUGGUUUCAGUUUGUUGUAAAGAGUGGCAUAAAUAGGGGUGUUUGUUACUGUUUGUAGAGAGAUGUUGUACAUAAUUUGGACAAAUGGGAAAAUCAAAGAAAAUUGUUUGAUUGAUCGAUCAAUCGG